AUGACGUACCGCGCCGCGCUCGCGCACCUGCGCGGAAGCCGCCCGGUCGUCAGCCCCAACGCGGGCUUCGCGGCGCAGCUGCAGGAAUUCGAGCGCCGCGGCGCGGACGCGUCACGGUGGGGCGGGUGGCGCCAGAUCGUCCAAGCCCGCGCCGCCGCAGCCGCGGCCGCGGCGGGCGCGGGGGAGGCGGUUGGCGCGGAGGCCGACUGCUCGUUCCUCGAGCCGGGCGCGCACAAGCAGUACGUGGUCGCGAUCCCGCCGCCGGUGGACGUGGGGCCGCGCGCGGGCGGCUGCGUCGAAGGCGUCGCGGGCGCGGGGCUUCAGGGGCCGCCCCCGCCUGAGUUGCUAGACAUGUCGCAGCUGCGGGUCGAUGGCAGCGGCGCCAGCGACCAACCGCUGCCAUAG
Molecule: messenger RNA, 405 nt
Organism: Monoraphidium neglectum
Lineage: Eukaryota; Viridiplantae; Chlorophyta; Chlorophyceae; Sphaeropleales; Selenastraceae
Exons: 1
Coding region: 1-405 (134 amino acids)
Source: RefSeq, a predicted model, not a curated record